AUGCUUAGCUUUCUCGUUGUAGCCACUCUUUGGAUCUCGCACGGUUUCGCUGAGUUGGUCGUGCCUGACCCUACCUUCAAAGACCUCGCUCCUGUUCCUCGGCAUGUAUGGGCCGACUCGCUUGCUAAUCGCGCAGAUGCCACUGCUUCUGUGGCCCUGGCGGAUUACGAGAAGUUCAUGUGGGCUUCGAGUGAGAUGCCGGGCGAAAAACCUGUAGUCGUAAGCAUGAUCGCUUACUCAAAGCAAAACGAAAAGAUCAUCGACAUGGACCGGUUCACUUUUGCGCUGGACCCGACGACAAGCUGCACCGCGCAAGACUUUUCACUGCGCUUCAAGCACCCUCUCAUAUACGAGGCUGCAAAGGUCGCGUGGGACUGGGUCAACUACGACGACCUGCGCUCAUUUGUGAUUGUUCCGAGCUGGGAAGGGUGCGGUGGUGACCGUUCGCAUGAUCACUGGGUUGUGACAAAGGUCGAAUUUGACAACAAGGAGAGCAAGAUAGUUCUCGAGGCGAGCCCGAGUACGUGGAAGAAGGUGAUAGGUACCUUUGUGCUUGAUUUUGGUAAAGGUACUUUUGAGCAGGGUUACAACAGACGCAAUUCCUUCCCCGACCUGGAUGGGAGCUUGAUGCUCGAUGUCAGCACGAGCUUUCCAGAGGAGAUCCUAAUCUGGGAGGAUAAAUCGGGCUUUCCAAAUGCUAGGCUGCGCGCGAAUUGCACGGACUGCAGUACGGAGGGCAUAUUAGCUCUAGCCGGGCAUGUGGAAGGUAGCCUCAGCGGGACAGGCGUCAAAAUCGACAAGCUAGAGCUCUCUAUCAAGCCGCAGGGCGUCAAGAUCCGCCUUGGAGUAAGCCUGGAGCUUGAUGGAGAUGUAGAUUUCCGCGAUUCUAGCCAGCCAUCAGGAGAGGUCACCCUACUUGAUUAUCCCGUUUCUGGCUGGAGGGUUCCUGGUGUAUUCCAGUUUGGCCCGUCUUUCAAGAUUAACGCCGGAUAUGUGAUUGACUACAUCAGGGGUACCGCGGACUUUACUACAGGAGUCACAGCAGAAAUACCGGAUACCGCUAUUGUGGACUUAGACUUGAAAGCAGCAAAUUCCGGCCAGUUUUACGGUUGGACACCGGGCAUUGAGGUGAACCCAUUGGCGCUACAUGCGCAGAUCGAUGCACAGACGCGUCUGUAUACUGAGAUCGUUGCUACCGUUAGUCUUACUGUUUUGGAGGACAACGGCUUUGGUGUCGACCUCUCGCUCAAAAUCCCUCAGCUAACAUUGACCACCUCUGGUGGUUUUGACGAAAGCGGCUUCUGUGAGCCCAGCGGCGGCCAGUUCGGGGUUAAAAUCGACUCGACCGUCGGGGCCAACCUUGUCCUCGAAGGAUGGGGCGAGGUUGUCGGCCAACGCGUACCCCUCGCCAACGCUACCCUCCUCGAUGCCCCAGACCUUUUUAUCUUUCCACAAGUAUGCGAGGCUUUUGCAACUCCGCCGGAGGGCUAUCCUCUCGCUGAGUAA
Molecule: messenger RNA, 1506 nt
Organism: Aspergillus calidoustus
Lineage: Eukaryota; Fungi; Ascomycota; Eurotiomycetes; Eurotiales; Aspergillaceae
Source: the annotation of a GenBank genome assembly